Messenger RNA from Marasmius oreades (fairy-ring Marasmius), 795 nucleotides. RefSeq lists its product as uncharacterized. Gene Ontology annotation, molecular function: protein binding. The record is from RefSeq and is a predicted model, not a curated record. The coding region runs from base 1 to 795 and encodes 264 amino acids. NCBI's taxonomy places the organism in Eukaryota, Fungi, Basidiomycota, Agaricomycetes, Agaricales, Marasmiaceae. The transcript has 4 exons.
AUGAGUACAUUGUUACAAGAUGUAUUACGCUCAAGCGCAGAUUCAAUUGCGAUAGAGAAGAAGCUGAACAGUAUCAGCUUACAGCACACGAAGUCUGCUAAUGGUCAUACCAAUACGAGCGAUGGUGAUUCGGACGACUCAGACGAGUGGGUCAAUGUGGUAUCAGUGCCGGGAACCCCAGCACGGACUAGACCGUCUUCACCGACCAAGAGUGGUGGAGGAGCACAUCUACGACCUUUGAAGGGACCAUUGCGUCUGUCAUCGUCGUCUUCGAGGGAUAUACUCAAAGCAUUUCCCACAGAAGUGUCUCAAGAGAUAUUUAGCAAGCUACCUAUCAGAGAUCUAGCGAAAUGCGCUUUGGUGUCGAAGAAGUGGAAUAGAAGUCAGACCAUAAAUUAUGUAUGGUUCCAACAUUAUAGAAAGGAGAAUUUUCACGAUGAUAGCUUACCGCCCGGCAAAUGGACUAAACGAGAAUCCAAACAGAAUUGGCGUAUAAUGCACCUCAAAACGAGUCGUGAACGCUCACCCUCAUAUACUUCUAGCCUCACAAGCUAUUCCCGUGGCUCCCGAUCGGGAUACGUUUCCCCAUCCUACAAUUCGGGCUACCAAACCCCCAGAGAGAUCCGGGAAGAGAGGUGGAGGCAAGAGGCGGAAGUAGCGGCGUCUCCCGGGAAGCUAGAGAUGCGUGCGAUGUACAAAGAACUCGGCGGAAGGAAGGCCCGGUCAAAGACGAAACUUGGAAGUACAGGGGUUAGAGACAAAGGCGGCUGGGCGGAAGACGGUGACGGUUGGUGA